CAGAGACAGGGUUCAGAAGGCCGCUUCCCGGUGUUAAUGCUGUGCUACUAACUGACAAUUUGCGGGAGACAUGUCAUCGAAGUGUCAAUUCGGGUGAGAUUCUGAUGCUCUGUUUUCCAGAGGGGGGCGCACAUACGCCAGGUUUUUCCAUAGGAGAACAGAGCGCAUGCGUGCGGAGUGCAGCCAGGCGAAUGGGGGGGGCGGAAUUUCCUCUUGGAGGCCGCGAGCUGGUGUUCCUCGGACGGACCAGUACUAGUAUCGUGGCUGCUCUUAUUUUCAUACCUCUGUUAAAAAUCUCUGGAUAUUAGAUCGGCUCGACGCUUGUGCUUGGACGGUGUGAUUCGUAGUGUAGCGGCAACUAAAUCUCUUGUCCUGUUUUUAAAAUUUAUUUAUUGUUCUUCCAGCAAAUGAUUUCAGCAAAAGCACCUAAUACCGAUUCGGAGCAUUGCGAUACAAAGUCCGGCUGACAAAGGCGAACACUUCGCUCUGCGCCCGCGGCACUGUGCAGCAUAUCUCUUCAAGUCGUAUUAAGAUGCAUCUGCGCCUUUAACCUGCUGAUUUACAUAGCUGUAGUGAGAUUAGUAGUUACAUACUUUGCUGCGACCUGAAAAUCCGUUUUGCUGCUGUUGCACGCCGUUGUGUUACUGCCCAAGAUCGUCGUGCUGAUGGAAACCCUGCGGACGCCCUGCGAAAGCUGGACUCCCUGCAGCAUUUAAUCCCCUUCAGACGCUUUUCAGCAGCGGAAAGGAUUGUGCAUAGUGGGACGAGUAUGCCAUCAGCUCACAUCAGUACAGCUCUGAUGGUCCGGCCCUGUGAAGCCUGAGAGAGCUGAUCUGCUGGACCACGCCAUUCAGCAUGUCGGGGGUCCAGGCAUCGUGGCCACCUGGCACAGAGUGUGUCGCCAAGUACAACUUCCAGGGCAUCAGUGUGCAGGACCUGCCCUUCUGCAAGGGAGACGUCCUCACUAUCAUUGGCGUCACCAAGGACCCCAACUGGUACAAGGCCAGGAACCCAGUGGGGGGUGAGGGUACCAUCCCAGCCAACUAUGUCCAGAAGCGGCAGGGCGUGAAGUCUGGGGGCAAACUCAGCCUCAUGCCCUGGUUCCAUGGGAAGAUCACGCGUGACCAGGCAGAGCAGCUGCUCUGUCCGCCUGAGACGGGGCUCUUCCUGGUGCGCGAGAGCACCAACUUCCCCGGCGAUUACACGCUGUGCGUCAGCUGCGAGGGCAAGGUGGAGCACUACCAUAUCAUCUACCACGACGGCAAGCUGUCCAUCGACGAGGAGGAGUACUUCAGCAACCUCAUGCAGCUCGUGGAGCAUUACACCCAAGACGCAGACGGCCUCUGUACCCGACUCGUCAACCCCAAAGUCAUGGAGGGAACGGUGGCAGCUAAGGAUGAGUUCUUCAGAAGUGGGUGGGCCUUGAGCAGACAGGACCUCAAACUCCUGAAAUGCAUUGGAAAAGGGGAGUCGGCAGACGUGAUGGUGGGUGACUACAGAGGGACCAAAGUGGCAGUGAAGUGCAUCAACAACGACGCCACCGCACAGGCCUUCAUCGCAGAGGCGUCGGUCAUGACGCAGCUGCGGCACAACAACCUCGUCCAGCUCCUUGGUGUCAUCGUGGAGGGGACGGGGACUCUCUUUAUCGUCACAGAGUACAUGUCCAAGGGCAGUCUUGUCGAUUACCUGCGAUCUCGCGGUCGGACGGUACUGGGAAGGGACUGCCUGCUCAAGUUCUCUCUGGACGUGUGUGACGCCAUGGAGUACCUGGAGGCCAACAACUUCGUCCACCGGGACCUGGCGGCGCGGAACGUGCUGGUGUCGGACGAGAACAUCGCCAAGGUCAGCGACUUCGGCCUGACCAAGGAGGCGUCCUCCAUGCAAGACACGGCCAAGCUGCCCGUCAAGUGGACUGCUCCGGAGGCCCUGAGGGAGAAGAAAUUCUCCACCAAGUCUGACGUGUGGAGCUACGGCAUUCUGCUCUGGGAGAUCUACUCCUUCGGGCGCGUGCCCUACCCCCGAAUCGCCCUGAAGGAUGUGGUGCCCCGUGUAGAUAAAGGUUAUAAGAUGGACGCCCCGGAUGACUGUCCGCCCGUGGUCUAUGACAUCAUGAAGCAGUGCUGGAAUCUGGACCCGGAGGGGCGGCCCAGCUUCUGCUGGCUGAGGGAGAGGCUGCAGCACAUUCGGGCCGAGGAACUCUGCCUUUGAGGGGGGAGCAGCCUGCUGAAUACCUGGCAAUGCAUGUCUCCCCCCGAGACUGUGGCCUCCUCACUCUGCCCCCCCCUCCCCCACCAUUAGUCUUGUUUGAAGCUUCGCUGCCCCUCCCACCCGGCCAGCCCCUUGUUUCCAUACCGACCAUGUCAUGUGGCAUAUCAGUAUAUGGCCCAUCUUUGUCGCUCUGUGCCAGCCUGCCUCCAGAUCACAGAGCACUUUUCUCCUCAUACUGCCCCCUACAGGCCUGACAUUCCCUGACAUCGCGCCGGCUUUAUUUCCCAUGAAUCCUUUUUUUUUUUUUUUUUAAAUUGGUUUGCUUUUCAUUCGCUUCCCACCCUCUGCCCUCGAAUACAGACUCAGAACUGACGCCACGACCAAACUGGAGAGCAGACGGACGGUGACCCCGAGGGGGGAGAAAGACACUUUUGUGUGACACUGUGGAGUGGCAGCGCCUGCAGGACACUCGCAUUAGGCACGCAGAACAAAAAUGUUUCAAAGGAAAAGUGGACUUUUUUUUCUAUUAAUCUUAUUUAAAGGACAAAAACCAGGAUUUGUGAGGUAGCCGGCAGUCGGUGCUGGCCUUGGUCUGUGCUUGUUUGUCGCGGGAGACAUUUGUUCGGUUUGCCGUCUCAGCUUUCAAUGUUCGCCAUUUUCUCUCUGCUGUCAUGACUACAAAUAAAUCCUUCCACCUGACAGGACCUGGAACAGAACCGUGUACACGUA
Molecule: messenger RNA, 2937 nt
Organism: Paramormyrops kingsleyae
Lineage: Eukaryota; Metazoa; Chordata; Actinopteri; Osteoglossiformes; Mormyridae
Product: tyrosine-protein kinase CSK
Biological process (GO): protein phosphorylation
Molecular function (GO): protein binding; ATP binding; protein tyrosine kinase activity
Source: RefSeq, a predicted model, not a curated record